AUGGGUAAAAUGCUUCCCCUGAUUGUUCCGGCAGAUAUUGAUACGCCUCGGACCGUGAUUGUCUUGGAAGAUAAUGUGAUUCCCCCACGUAGUGAGGCAAUCAUUGCUGGAAAGGUGGACAAUUCCUUCGUGGCCUGUUGUGAGGCCAGUGGUUACUGGCAGGUGGAGUUGGAUCCUGUGGAUAAAUAUAAGACUGCGUUUAUCACUCGCCAGGGUCUGUUUGAAUUCAAUGUCCUUAGUUUUGGUCUUUGUAAUAGUCCAAGUACAUUUCAGCGACUGAUGGAUCUGGUGCUGGCAGAUCUUCAGUGGACUACCUGUCUGGUGUACUUGGACGAUAUUAUUAUAUUUGGACGGACCUUCCAGGAACAUUUGGGCCGUCUGGAUGAAGUUUUGAUAAAACUACGCCAGGCUAACCUCAAAGUCAAGCCCACUAAGUGUAACUUAUUUGCCACUCAGGUGCAGUAUUUAGGACACAUCAUCUCAUCAAAGGGGGUGAAAGCAGAUCCCGCCAAAGUGGAGGCUGUGCGUCAGUGGCCGGUGCCCAAAAAUCAAACGGAGGUCAGGAGUGUUGUGGGUUUAGCCUCGUACAAUCGGAGGUUUGAGAAGGGGUUUGCUGAGAUAGCCCGCCCGCUGCACCAGCUCACUGAGAAAGAAAUUACAAGCAAAAGUGAAAGAUCGGUUCUAUUGGCUGGCUGGUUUGGGGAUGUGAAGCGAUGGUGUCGUGAGUGUGUGGAUUGUGGGUCCAGGAAAGCUGUAGGGAAACAAUGGCGGGCCCCACUCCAAUCGGUGGUAACCUCGAGGCCCUAUGAGCGGGUGGCAGUGGAUAUUUUGGGACCUCUUCCCGAAACCCCCAAAGAAAACAAAUAUAUUGUAGUUAUUGGCGAUUACUUUUCCAAAUGGAUGGAGGCGUUCCCUUUUCCUAAUCGGGAAGCGGAGACAGUGGCUAAAUUGCUGGUUGAACAGUGGGUGUGCCGCUUUGGAGCCCCCAGGAUAAUCCAUACUGAUCAGGGCCGAAAUUUUGAAUCCAGGUUAUUUAAAGAAGUGUGCCAGUUGCUGAACAUUUAUAAGACCAGGACGUCACCGUAUCAUCCUCAAUCGGAUGUGAUGGUUGAAAGGUUUAACAGAACACUGGCCUCUAUGUUGUCUCUGUUUGUAGAUGAUAACCAAGCUAACUGGGACAUCCUGUUGCAGUAUGUGAUGAUGGCCUAUAGAAGCAGCGUUCACUCCAGUACUGGGUUUACACCCUAUAAAGUGGUUUUUGGGAGAGAGAUCAUCCUUCCUGUCGAUGUUAUGCUUAAUGUUACCAGCCAAGAGGGUGCAGAGAGUCCACGGAUAGCUGGCGUCCCACCUAAGGAGACCUGGCUGCAGACUUCAGAUUCUACAGCGGGUCGAGAGAGCGAGGUGGCAGUGCCAGGGGCCAGAUCUGAGGUGCCUCCAGUCACACCUAGGAGUGGAGCAAGUGGUGUGCCAGGAAGCAGUGCUGCCUCAGUGGGAUCACAAUGGCAAAGGGACCGGCUGGCUCCGACCACACAGGACCAAAGUGGUCAAGGAUCUUCACACACUGGGCAUAUGCAACCAUCCAUGACUAGCCAAGUUCCAAUGACUGGGGAGGUCCAACAAGGUGGAACAUUAUCCAAGGACUUGCAUCUAGGACGAGCAAAAAGGGCACCAAUGUGGUCCCGGGACUAUGAGAUAUUUUGA
Carassius carassius (crucian carp) is the source of this 1701-nucleotide messenger RNA. RefSeq lists its product as uncharacterized. The coding region runs from base 1 to 1701 and encodes 566 amino acids. The record is from RefSeq and is a predicted model, not a curated record. Gene Ontology annotation, biological process: DNA integration. Gene Ontology annotation, molecular function: nucleic acid binding. The transcript is spliced from 4 exons. NCBI's taxonomy places the organism in Eukaryota, Metazoa, Chordata, Actinopteri, Cypriniformes, Cyprinidae.